Dicentrarchus labrax (European seabass) is the source of this 7170-nucleotide messenger RNA. RefSeq names its product retinitis pigmentosa GTPase regulator a (gene rpgra). The transcript has 14 exons. Lineage: Eukaryota; Metazoa; Chordata; Actinopteri; Moronidae. The coding region runs from base 110 to 5824 and encodes 1904 amino acids. The record is from RefSeq and is a predicted model, not a curated record.
UUGUCCCCGCCCCUCUCUGACGUUUGACUGAUCUACCUGUCAAUCAGGACAGGUGUCUGUCUGCACGGUGAGGGAGAGGUGAGGAGGUGUGAGGGGGACAGGAGAGGACAUGACGGGACAGAAAGAUGUGGACAUACCCGAAACAGGAGCCAUCUUCACAUUUGGUAAGAGCAGCUUUGCAGACAAUGUGCCUGGUAAAUUCUGGUUGAAGAACGACCAGCCGCUGCACGUUUCCUGUGGCGGAGAGCACAGCGCUGUCAUCACAGAGCAUGGCAGGCUGCUCAUGUUUGGUGUUAAUACUUGGGGCCAGUUGGGGCUUGGAUUUAAGCCUGCUGCCAGCAAACCUGCCACCGUGAAAGCCUUAAAGUCUGAGAAGGUGAAGCUUGUAGCUUGCGGGAGAGAUCACACAAUUGUCUGCACAUGGCGAGGGAGUGUGUAUGGUGCUGGCAGUAACCAGGAGGGGCAGCUCGGUUUGGGCCACUGCAACAACACUACAGCCUUUCACCUGCUGAAUCCCUUCUGUGAGCUUGCACCAAUCAAAAUGCUUUCUGCAGGAUGCAACACGUCCGCGGCUUUAACAGAGGACGGGAGGCUGUUCAUGUGGGGAGACAACUCUGUGGGUCAGAUUGGUUUAGGGGACGAGGGAUUCACAGCAGAACCCAGAGAGGUCUCUGUCGGGGCGGCGGUGGCGUGGGUCUCCUGUGGGUACCACCACUCAGCAUUAGUCACAGUGGAUGGAGAUCUCUAUACGUUUGGUGAGAGUGUGAACGGGAGGCUCGGUCUCCAGGUGGAGGAGUUGGCCGAUCACAGAGUCCCUCAGCGGGUGAAAGGGAUUCUGGGUCGUGUCACUCAGGUGUCCUGUGGAGGGGCGCACACAGUGGCACUCACAGAGGAGAGCGUGUACACGUUCGGCAGGGGUCAGCAUGGUCAGCUGGGCCAUGGAACAUUUCUGUUUGAAGUUGAUUUGCCAAAACCGCUGGAGCCCUUUUGUAGCGGUAGCAUCAAGAAUAUCGCCUGUGGAGAGAACCACACUGCUGUGAUCACAAACAGCGGGCUUCUCUACACGUUUGGUGAUGGUCGUCAUGGAAAACUGGCCUUAGGGGAGGAGAACUUCAUCAACCAGUUCAGCCCGACACUCUGCAAACGUUUUCUCAAGUACAAUGUUCAACUAGUGUCCUGUGGCGGGAACCACAUGCUGGCACUGGCUGCACCCAGACCACCAGAGAGCCAAGACGUUGUGCCAGAGAAGGAUGUCGCAAUCACAGAGAACCUUUUGGAGUCAAGCUACACAGAAAUCCUCCUGCUGGACGCUUUGACUGAUCCUAAUCUACUAGUCCCACUGUCAGCCCUCUCUGCUCGAGCCCGCCACAGAGAAAAAGGAAGCUCUGUGGAGCUGUUUGGGGAGAUGUUUCAAAACCUCCCACGUCUAAAUUCUGGCUUCCUCGACACCUCCUGGCAAACGUCCAGAAAUAUCCCAACCCCUAAAAUGCUUUCAAGGGACCUUAGUACCCCUUCCUCAUCCCCCAAACCGCAAGUAGGAGUGACACCAAGCCCACCACUCUCCCCCACAUCUCUGUCCGACCUCCCACAGAGUCCAGUGUUAUCCUCUAAGUCAUCGAGCCCACAUUCCCAAUCAUCAGACAUGUUUCAGUAUAAAUCCUCUACCUCUAAGUCUAAAUCCAAAGAGUUGCCUUCUCCCUUACUGACACCAAAGUCUGUAAAGAAACGUAACCCUAACAUCCUGGUAUCCCCUAAACAGACUGCAAAAAAGAGACUGCAUAGAGUGGCAACCGCUAAAAAGGCCUUAAUUGAAAAACCAUCACCUCCUCCACCACCUAAAGAACCCAGUAGACCCUCCAGUGAUAUUUCCAAUAAACUCUUCAGUGAGGAAAAGCAUCGUGCUUCACCACAAACAGAGGGAGAAAUUGUUGUCACAGAAGAUGUGGAGGAGAACGUCUCUGAGAAAGAAGUCGACGCUGACUUUUUGCCAGAUAUGGAAAAGAAGAAGGGCAGAGCUCUUAGAAGAACUGCGAAAGAGGCAGAACAGCUCCAGUCAAAUGGGAAUGCAGAACAAAAUGCUCACAAAGCCUUACCGACAGAGCUCCUGAAAGGCUCUUUAAAGAAAGAAGUGUCUCCACUGAAGAGCUCAAAGAGUCUGAAAAACCCCAAAGUCACAUCUAAAGGCAAAGAGAACAUUACCAAGCAGUCCAAUAAAAUCAAAACUCAUGAAGACGUACAAGCUCAAAAGGAACCCUCCUAUUUUAUAUCACCAAAACAUGAUAAGAGCAGGCUAUCUGAAUCAAGUCCCAAAACUCCACAGUCUGUCCGGAAGACACUGACUGAAACACAGCAGAGACCGACUGAAGUGAAGGAAAAUGCCAAGAGAAAUAGAAAUUUGAAAGAAAGUAAUAUAAGCCAAGAGGAUAGGAAAGCCAGCACUUUAAAGAAAGACUUGAUAAAGACACCAAAAAAGGAGAGAAAGAAAUCUUCAGCUUUGGACAAGACAUCUCCUGUUAUUAUGGUCACUAAAGGAAAUGAAAUAACCAGCAUAUCUGUCCCAAGAGGAAGUUCAACAUCCGCAGAAAACACUGCAAAAGAAGAUACAGAAACCACUGACAUAAAAACUGAGGAGAUGGCAACGCAACGGGAGACACAGCGAGUCAGCUUGACUCCAAAAAAAGAGGUUAAAUUGGCACAGGGAAAACGUCAAGGCAAAGCACUAGAAACCACACCUGCUCUUGAUAUUAAGAAAUCCAUAAGUGUGAAAUCUACACCUGUCAAAGUUAAAGGGAAACCACAAAUGGUUAAAUCCACUGAAGUCCAAAAUCAAAGUAAAUUUGCAGAAAACACACCUGUUAAAGGUAAAAGCAAAGGGAAAGUUGUGGAAAAUGAGUUAAAAACUCAGAAAAUGAAAGGCAGAACUGCAGAAAAGCAAAAGAUACUUGAUGUUGAUAGCUCUGAAGUAAAGGACAAAAAGAAGUCAAAGGAAUCCAAACUGAAGGCAAAGACAAAGCCAGGGAGAGAAGAAGGAGAGGGAGUUAAAGUUAAAGGAGAUGCUGAUGGAGACUCUAAAGAUAAUACGAGGGCCAAGCCGAAGAGUAAGCAGACUGAAGCUUCCAGCCCGCUGUUAUCACAGCAGGAUACACCUAUUGAAGUGGUGUCUAACACUAUUUCCACACAAAGAAGAGAACCUAAGAGAACAGUGGUGGCUUCCACUGGCGGUGCCAAAUCCCUGCAAGAGCCCAAAGCUGUUGAUACGGAUUUGCUUGUGUCUAAGAGAAACAGAGAGGAUGCUCAGGGCCAGACUGAAGAAAAGCCAAAGUGGGGGGAAACUCUCGGUACAGCAGCUGCUCUUCUUCCUGCUGUUGGGAUAGUGGGUGCCGCUAUGGAGGUCCUUAGAGAUCCAGUGACGAGCUUUGGGGGUUUUCAGUCUGACAGUGACACCGGUACCUCUACAUCACCUAAAACAACCAGUCAAGUGAAGCAUUUCACAAAGCAGAGUGCAAUUAUGCAACCUUCCUUUUCCUCGUCAUCAGAUUUUUCUUCAGCAGAAGCAUCAAAUCCACCAGAAGAAAGAAAAGAUGUUCAGCUCAGUGUCCUAUCAGAGUCAGAGAAGGCGGUUCAAGAAGGAGAAAGUUAUGAUACCAGUCACGAUCAGUCACAAAUGAAAAGUGACAACUCCGAGCAGAUUGAGGGUGAAGACAUUUCACAAACAGAGGUUAAGAACAGUGGCACAGACACAGACACUUCCAAGCAAGAACAUGGAGAAGAUGAGAAAACCUACUUCCUUCCUACUAAGCCUUCCGAAGAGGAAGAGGAUAACGAGGUAGAAGAAAAAGACACUGAAGAUGGAGAGAGUGGAAGCAAUGUGGAAGACAAAGAAGAAGGGGAAAAGGAGAGCGUUUCUGGAGAGGCUGAGGAAGAGCAAGAUACUGACACUGCAGAGGAAGAGGGUGAGGAGGAAAGCAGCUCCAGCAGUGAGGAAGAGGAUGAAGGAAGCGAGAAGAGUGAUGUUACAGAGGCUGAAGAGGAGGAAGAAGAAAGCAGCGAGAAAACAGGUGAAGGAGGAAGUAGCUCUGAGGUAAGUGAAGCAGCAGAGGAAGAGGAGGAAAGUGAAGUAUCUAGUGAAGAAGAGAAUAAAGAGGAGGAAGAGGAAAGUGAAGAAUCUAGUGAAGAAGAUAAUAAAGAGGAAGAGGAGGAAAGUGAAGAGUCUAGUGAAGAUGAGAAUAAAGAAGAAGAGGAAGAAAGUGAGGUGAGUGAGGAUGAAGAAGAUGAAAGUGGUGAAGAAUCGGGGAGUACAGCCAGCAGCAAGAGCAACGAGUCAGAGGAGGACAGAGAGGGAAGUGAAACUGCAGAGUCUGAUGAAGAUGAAGAAAAUGACGCAGAGGAAGAAGAGGGUGAAAGUGAGGAACAAAAAGAUGAUCAAGAUUCCACCGAAAGUGAGGAUGAGGAGAAAGACUCCAAAGAAGACGAAGAAACAGAUGAGAGUAAAGGAGAGGAAGAUGAGAACCAGGACGAAUCGAGUGUUGAAAAUGAGGAGGAAGAGGAAGAAGAGAGUGAGGCUGAUGAAGAAGAGGAAGAGCAAGAUGAAAAGAGCGAUAAAGAAAAUGAGGAGGAUGAAGAAGCAUCUUUAGAUGACGGGGCUGAGGACGAGGAGGAGGAAGAAGAGGGGGAGGACGAGGAGGAGGAAGAAGAAGGUAACGAGGUUUCAGAGGAAGAAGAGGAUGAAGGAGGUGUUGAGGAAGAGACUGGAGAGGAGGGGGAAGAAGAAGAGGGUGAGGAGGAAGAAGAGGGUAAGGAGGUUUCAGAGGAAGAAGAGGAUGAAGGAGGAGUUGAGGAAGAGUCUGGAGAGGAGGGGGAAGAAGAAGAGGGUGAGGAGGAAGAAGAGGGUAAGGAGGUUUCAGAGGAAGAAGAGGAUGAAGGAGGUGUUGAGGAAGAGACUGGAGAGGAGGGGGAAGAAGAAGAGGGUGAGGAGGAAGAAGAGGGUAAGGAGGUUUCAGAGGAAGAAGAGGAUGAAGGAGGAGUUGAGGAAGAGUCUGGAGAGGAGGGGGAAGAGGAAGAGGAAGAGGGUAAGGUUACAGAGGAGGAGGAAGAAGGUGAGGAAGAAGCAUCUUUAGAAGAGGGGGAAGCUGAGGACGAGACUGAAGAUGAGGAAAAACCUGGUGAGGAGGAGGAAGACGAGGGAGGAGUUGAGGAAGAGGCUGCAGAGGAUGAAGAAGAGGGUGAAGAAGAGACAGCAGAGGAGGAAGGGGAAGAUGAAGAAGAAGAAGAGAGUGAAGGUGAGGAGGAAGAAGAAAAAAUAAAGAGAAAAGAGCAAAGUAUUGAAGCUAAUAAAAAGCUGAUGGUGGAGAGCGAUGAUGAGGAGGAGGAAGAGGAAGAAGAGGAAGAGGGAGAUGAGGAAGAGGAGAAUGAAACAAAGAGUAAACAAAGAUCUGAUAAUCAGAGAGGAGAAAGAAAACAGAAACAAACCGAGGAAAAUGAAGGUGAGGAAGGAGAAGUGAGUGAAGAAGAGGAAGAGGAGGAAGAAGAGGAGAGUGAAGAACAAGGAAAGGUUGCAAAGGCCAAACAUAGUGAGAAGCAUGCUGAGGAGGAGGAUGAGAGUGUGGGAAACACAAAAGUGGAGGAGGAAGAGGAAGAAGGCGAUGAGGAAGAAGAAGAAGAGGAGGAGGAAGAGGAGGAAAAGCCCCAGAAGAAGUCUCCUGAACAGAAAGAAACACCCAAACCAGCACAGAGGACGAAGCAGAGAGCUGCAGCGGAGAAGAGACCCGACGACUCUCAGCAGUUCUGGGACGACGUGCUGCCGCAGUACCUCGACCUGCAGUGACAUCAUCAGACCUGCAGUGACCUCGACCUACAGUGACAUCAUCAGACCUGCAGUGACCUUGACCUGCAGUGACCUCAACCUGCAGUGACAUCAUCAGACCUGCAGCGACCUCGACCUGCUGCGACGUCAUCAGACCUGCACGCUGUGAGUCCGAUGGAAACAUCUUCGUCUUUCUGUCAACGAAUCCAUUAAAAGGCCAAAUCCAGCAGUGCUUUAGCCUGUCUGUCAGUGUCUUACAACCAACCUGUCUGUCAGUGUCUUACAACCUGUCUGUGGCUCUCAGCCCUCUCACGAAUCUACCAAAGCAACCUAGAGAGGAAAUAGUGAAAAUGUCAGGGACUAUUUUUUGUUGUGGAUUAAUACAUUAUAGAUUAGUUUUAGAGUAUGUAUGUGGGAUUAACUCAGAAUAAACUACAAUGUCCAUGUUCCUCAUAGGACGGAACCUGUCACCCAAAGCACCAGAUUGAAUUUGAAUGUAUGUAUUUGAUAGGGAUUUUAACAAAUUUCACAUACAAAGCAUGAAACUGCUGCAGAGAGUUUAUAAUUAGUGCUAAUUUUCAACUCUUGUCCCUAGUUGGGAUUUUAUAUGUACAGUGUAAGUAAAAUAUACAGCUUUAAAUGCAAUAAAAUGCACAUAAUAAUAAUAAUAAUUAUACCACAAUACACCAGUAGACAUACAGAUAUGGAGCUGUAACAAAACAUAAACACCACACUAAUGCACCUUGGUAAUCCAGAGCAGUAGCACUAUUUAUAUUUAUAUUAUUAUUUUAGUACUAAAGUGGGUACAGCUCUGGUUUGAUUAACCUUUGUUGUCUAUUUCAUAUCUGUGACUUUGAUUUGAGUUAGUAAUGUGUUCCAGGGUUGACGGCCCUUAAUGGAGAAAGCUGAUUAUCCAAAUUUAGAUCAACAACGUGGUAUUUUACAUCUGCCAUUCACCAUUCUCCUAGUUACUCUGUUAGUGUCUUGUGUUUUUAAAAAGACAGCUCCACACACAUUGUUGGAUUCAUGAUAGACAGUUUAAAAAAAGCAGAACUAGAGAUAUGGUCUUUUUUUAUUCCAUUGACACUAUGCAACUUGACUGCAAACGGUUCUCCUCUAAGAUUUGGGUGUGUAAUGCUAGCAGUGGCUAAUGUACCCAACUCACAACGAAAAGCUUUUCUACAAAACUGUUUUCCACACACACGCAGUCGUACUCCACAAGACCUAAAACAGACUCUGAUGUGUAAAAUCAGCGCUCUUCUCUUCAACAGACGCCAGUGAAGCUCUACCAGACUUUUCCGACUUAAGUGUGACUGCUGGGAAUUACUGGACACACUUGAUUGCCUAAACAUGAUGUUGCCCCCUCA